Messenger RNA from Bursaphelenchus okinawaensis, 1624 nucleotides. Lineage: Eukaryota; Metazoa; Nematoda; Chromadorea; Rhabditida; Aphelenchoididae. The record is from the annotation of a GenBank genome assembly.
AUGACCAAGUUCAAGUUAAUCGCUCGGAAAUCCGACGAUGUUGAAGAUGUUUUGGACGUUUUGAACGAGCACAAACAGGUAAUCUUUAAGUUUUAUUAUCUUAAAUUUUCUUGAAAGGUUUGUAAGCUGUAGAAAGUUUAUUUGAGUUUGUCUGAUUACUUUUUAUUGUUUUAUGUGAGUUUAAGUAAGGCGAAUAUAUUGAGUUAGACCUAACUUCACAAAGUUUUUUCAGACCCUCGACGAUCUUCGUAUAGCUGUGGAAUACAUGGAAGACGAUGAGAUUCUAAAUCUAGAAGAUGUUGAAGGAAACUCUUGUGCGUUUGUGCUUGACAACUUUGAGGGAGAAGUGUUUGAAUCAUUAAAAGAGAGAAAUGCAAGGUAUGUUGUCUAAAACAAUAUUAUUUUCUUGGUUUUUAGAAUCUGGUCGCCCCAUGUGUUGUCCCAGUGCUUCAGUGUGUCUAAGCCCUUACCUAAAACACCGUUAAUUGUACAUUCGUUUGCUUUUGAAGGGACUUGUGUCAGUUUUUCUGGAAUGACCAAGGAGGAGAAGGAAGAACUGGCUCGGAAGGUGGAGAUGAUGUGUGGAGCUGUGACUCCAAAUUUUUAUCAAACCAACGAUUUGUUAAUUGCUGAGACUUUAGACACAACAGCGCAAAAAUACCUGGUAAAACAUUCCUUUUAUGGUUGAUAUUGUUUUAGGCAGCAAUCAUGUGGAAGAUUCCGAUUGUCCGGCCAGAAAUCGUGGAUCACAUGUGGAAAUGCGGUGCGAAUGCAGAAUCUUUGAAGAAUGCCAAGUUUUUGAAAGAGUUUAACGUGCCAGUUUUUAAAGGAUGCGUAGUAUGUACUAGUGGUUUGUCUCCGCAUGAAAGAACUCUUCUGGGACAGCUUGUUGAGGAAAACGGAGGCAAAUACUCGGCUGCCAUGGAGAAAAAUGUAUGUACUCACUUGGUACUAAAUGCACCGUCUGGAGAGAAAUACAAGUUUGCUAGUUCUUUUGGAGUUAAGGUAGGUAUUUGGGGUAGAUUGUUUGAUUUUUAGUUAUAUUAACUAUCGUAUUGAUGUUGUUGUUUUGAAGGGCUUAGUCUGGGGUUUAAUGAAAAUACUUUCAACAACUUUUUGACAUUACAUUGUUGAAAAAAGACAUAAUUUUAUAAUGAAGUAUUAAACAUAAUAUUAUUUUGCUUUUUCUUUUUGUUAUCACAAUUUUUUGAUAUUAACUAUGUUGGUAAAGAUGGUAUAGUUGUAGAGAGCGAUUUUAUCAGUAAAAAUGGAACAAUUAGGAAUAGUAUUUGAACUAGAAUGUUUAAACAACGUUAAGUUUUAUUUUUAGAAUUAAAAAAUUGAGAUUUUUUUACUUUUAUUUUAGUUAUAUUGUAGUAGAUGUUGAUGGCAUUAAAAUUGAUUUUUAGGUUAAAAUACGUCGAGUUAAGCUUCUAACAUUUAUCUUUAAAAAAGUUGAAAAUUGAUUACAAAAGUUACUUUUCAGCCAGUAACCCCAUCAUGGCUUCGACGUUGCAUCGAGAAUGGCAUCAGGUACCAUGAACGUAGAUACCAUCCUGAUCCUGAGAUUGCCAACAAGAAACGCUCUGUUCUGAAGGAGACCAGUAAAACCAACAAGGUUUGA